CCCGUUUCCGUUCACAGAUCCCUUUCAGUUUAUUAUCAACUUGUUUUUAUAAUAAGAAGCCGAAACCUUUCCAUUAUUUGAACGGAUUCGUUUCCGUUUCCAUAGCACGUUUUUAGUAAACAAACUGUUUGCUUAUUAGAAUAACGUACGUGCUUAAUGUGAGUGCAAUAUUUUGUUUUCAAUAAUGCCUAUGUCAGAACAAUUAAGGAAAAUGGUUGCUGAAGGGAAAAUCAAAAAAAAAAGACCCAGGGCAGAAUCAUGGACUGCAGGAAAGAGAUGGGAUAGAUUAAAAACUGUAAAACAAAAAUUAGAAACCCUUCAUGGAGAAAAUGAGGUGCAAUAUGCUCUGUUUGUGGUGUAUCCAAAUCCCCGAGGAGAUCCUUCCCAUUAUCUGUUCAAGGAAGGGGAAGAUAUUGAAAAGCUAGUCAACGAAAACAUGCUCUUCAACAAGAAUUUUCUCCACCUUAAACCUGCAUGGAAGAACCCCCCUCAAUUUAACCAAGAGCCCAUUGUAAAAAAAAAAAAGGAAAAUCCCAAAACUAAUGAAAAUGAACUACCGAAUCCCAACAGAGAUACUAAUAGUGCAGCUGAUGUUCAUGAAACUGAUGAUCCCAUCAGGACUCAAUCUGGUCUCACUCCUGAAUUUGUUGAAGAGAACAGUUUACGUGCAGUUGAAUUGAUCAAUUCUGAUCCCAUCCCUCAACGUGGUGAAACUGAUGAAGAAAACAGUCUACAUGCAGUUGAAUUGAUCAAUCCUGAUCCCAUCCCUCAACGUGGUGAAACUGAUGAAGAGAACAGUCUACAUGCAGUUGAAUUGAUCAACUCUGAUCCCAACACUCAACGUGGUCUCACUUCUAAAAUUGAUGAAGAGAACAGUCUACGUACAGUUGAAAUUAUCAACUCUGAUCCCAUUACUCAAUGUGGUCUCACUUCUGAAAUUGAUAAAGUGAACAGUCUACGUACAGUUGAAUUGAUCAAUCCUGAUCCCAACACUCAACUUGGUCUCAUUUCUAAAAAAAAUCCAGUGCCUGGUACUGAAAUGCUGAUAUCACCUGGGUCACAUUUGCUUCGUGAAAUUUGUCAGCCUGGUGCUGACUACAAAGCUUUGUUUCAGCUCCAAGAAAAAUGCAGAUUUGAACAGCCAUUCAAUCCCUUUACAUUCAUCAUAAACGAGGAAGAAUAUGUUGUAGGAGCAAUUAGAAAAGAACCAAAGCAGCGCAUGAAAACAUUUGGAUCACUUAUGACGGAGCCAAGGCCGGCUUCCGUCAGCGCCCUCUCCCUUGUUCGUGACGCCAUUGCCCGGCUACCUAACGGGGUUGGGUCCGUCAAUGAUGUAACCGACUUGCUCAGCUACUCCCAGUACAUCAAGAAAUCCAGCAAAAUUAUUGAUUUAGUUGUUUAUUGUAUUUAUUUAUACUUAUUGUGAUCAAGACUCCGACAGUGAAUCUCAUCAAGACUUCAACAGUGACUCUCACCAAGACUCCGACUCAGAUUCUGAUCGUGAUGUCUCUGAACCUGACCCCAUCACUGUAUUGACUCUGUAGACGUUUUCAUGUGUUUGUGAUGUGGGACUAUAUCAUUAAUAAACUUUUGUCCGGUAACCAG
Daphnia magna is the source of this 1605-nucleotide messenger RNA. RefSeq lists its product as uncharacterized. The coding region runs from base 185 to 1426 and encodes 413 amino acids. The record is from RefSeq and is a predicted model, not a curated record. Gene Ontology annotation, cellular component: Ino80 complex. NCBI's taxonomy places the organism in Eukaryota, Metazoa, Arthropoda, Branchiopoda, Diplostraca, Daphniidae. The transcript has 4 exons.